UUCAUGCUCAGUUGAUCGGAGAAGAUUAACGUUAAUAUUAUAUUAAACUAUGUGCUACAAAGUUUUAAUAAAAUGAGUACGAAAUGUGGUCGAGAUAUAAAAAACCGUCAAAUUCAUACGCAUCGAAAUAUGCAGCGCAACCAGCUGUAAAUUGAAUUUAGUCUUUGAUGUUUCCACGUAUUUUUUUACUAUGAAAAGCUGGUUUUAAAAAUGUAUGCAUAGUCGUUGAUAAAUAUGGCUAGGGAUGGCGACGUGCCUACUAUUUUUAAUCCGAAGAGAGUGCGCACGCCUUCUGUGAUAAUAACUACGGACGAGGUGGCGAGUGACCAUGGAGAUGUUGAGAGGGAGCGCCCCAACGGGCCACCGACACCUCUGAGCCCACGGGCGCCUCUAACCCCUCAGAGUUCUGUGUCUUCAGCCCCUCCUUUGACAACACAGCCUUCACUCCAGCAGGCUUACAGUGAGUCUGCGGGCAGUAGUCAAGAUGAAGACCGCCGUGAUAGAAAAAACGAGAACUCCUGUUGCUCAAAGGUGGCCAAGAAGAUCUAUUAUGGCCUCUGUGUCACAGCGACCAUUGUAGCAGCCUGGGUGACUGUGACUCACUGCAUUAAGUACAUGUACCUCCAGAACUAUUCACACACAGACAGCUCAAUGAGUACAGAGUCUAGUAUAAAUAAUAAUUUUACUUCUAGGAUUCGCACACAUCACCACUUCAAUGCACCAUUUUUUACCGCAUGGUUCUGUACAAACUGGCUGAUACUUUUUUACCCCCUCUACCUUAUUAUCAUGCUCAUUCACAAGAAGUGCAAGUCAGCGAACACUAUUGUUUCUGACGCCUUCACAGACUUCAAGGAUAAGGGAUUUACAUUUGCCCGCUUCCUGAGCCGCUGCGGACUGUUCUGCUUGCUUUGGGUCGUCACAAUCUACAUGUACACAUACUCUCUGAAGAUACUACUGUCAACAGACGUUGUGGCACUCUUUGCCACCAAUGUCUCCUGCGUCUACUUACUCUCUUGGGUCAUUCUGCAUGAGCAAUUUGUUGGUGUUCGGAUAGUGGCGGCCAUCUUGUGCGAUACUGGGAUAGCGUUGUUGGCGUACAUGGACGGUAUCACUGGCAGCUCCACACUCGGUGGGGUCGUACUCGCUGCUUGCGCCGCCGCUGGCUUUGCUAUAUUUAAGGUGCUAUUCAGAAAAGUGAUGGGCGAGGUGAACACGGGCCAGCGCGCGUUGUUCUUCUCGAUACUCGGUAUCGUGAACGCGACGCUGCUGUGGCCCGUUUGCCUCGCGCUCUACCUCACGGGCUCGGAGCAACUGCCCGCGCAUCAAAUGCCGUGGAUUCCCCUCCUGCUAGCCAGUGUUGCACUGCUCGUUUUUCACUUGGUUUUCCAGUUCGGCAAUCUCAUGACGUACAAUAUAUUUGUGUCUCUUGGACUUAUAACUGCUGUUCCAAUAUCUGGUACUCUGGACGUGAUUCUGUACGGCGUGGAGUUUGAAGGAAUGAAACUGGCCGGCAUCAUAUUGAUAACCGUCGGCUUCUUCCUCGUCAUGUUCCCGGACAACUGGCCCGACUACAUCAUGAGACUGUUGAGAUGGAGCAGACGGCGGCAACGCGGUUCAGAGAACGGUGGGCGUAGUAGAGACACGGUGGACUACCGCACUGGCUACAUCCGGUCGCAUCUACGCUCGCCCUCCGGCCGCGUCAGGUGACCGCCCUAUCCGCACACACAACAAUCCACCAACUCGACGAAUCUUCUGGGAUCCCACUAAUGAUUGCCAAUAACUUUGACGUUAUAUGUUUGUCUACGGACUCGGGAAUCAACGAGGAAAUUCUUCCAUCGUGUCGACUAUCGAAGCCAUCUAUUAUUUUUUUCUCCUCUCCUCUUCUCUCUUCAUGUUAUAAAAUCCACCAACUUGACAAAUCUUCGGGGAUCCCACUAAUGAUUGCCAAUAACUUUAACCUUUUAUGUUUGUCUACGGACUCGAGAAUCAACGAUGAAACUUGAAAUGAAUGAUGAAAAGUGUCGACGAUCGGAGCCAUCUUUUUUUUUUCUAACUUUUCUCCUCGUGU
Pararge aegeria (speckled wood butterfly) is the source of this 2068-nucleotide messenger RNA. RefSeq names its product putative thiamine transporter SLC35F3. NCBI's taxonomy places the organism in Eukaryota, Metazoa, Arthropoda, Insecta, Lepidoptera, Nymphalidae. The coding region runs from base 235 to 1707 and encodes 490 amino acids. The transcript is spliced from 9 exons. The record is from RefSeq and is a predicted model, not a curated record.